UCAGCUGUUCAAUGCGGAAGUAAACAUCAUUCAGCUGAACGGACAACACGGAGGGAGCUUCACGGCUGCAGGACCGGCUCUCCAAAUGACGUCGCUGAUUUGCACUUUACAAGACCAUCGAGACGAUGUCAACUGGUGUGCCUUCUCUGGGAAACUGUUCGCCACGUGUUCUGGGGACAAAACUCUCCGGAUAUACAACACGCACGAUUUCUCCGAGCUUCCCUUCUCCCCGCUGACGGGACAUGGGUACACCGUGCACUGCUGCUGCUUCAGUAGCUGCGGACAGUUCCUCGCCUCAUGUUCCACUGAUGCCACCACAUUGGUCUGGUCCAUGAGCACGGGAGAGAUCGAGGCCGUGCUGGAGCAUCCCGGCCGUAGUCCUGUGAGGAUCUGCGCUCUCUCUCCUGACUCUGCUCACCUGGUGUCCGGUGCAUCGGACGGCUCUUUGGCUCUGUGGGAUUUCCCCGCCAAACAGCUGCUAAGGAGCGGAGGAGUGAGUGACACGACGAUGGUGGCCUGCUGCUUCAGCCCCUGCAGUCAGCUGUUCAUGACGGGCUCCACCUACGGGGACCUGCGUCUGUGGGACCUGGACAUGAACCAGCUCCUCGCGGAGAAAAACGCCCACGACCUGGGGGUCACCUGCUGCACCUUCGCUCCCAGCAUCCUCAGUGGUGGUCAGUCUGUACAGUUUUGUCUGGCUUCCUGUGGGCAGGACAGUCACCUGAAGAUCUGGGCUGUUAACAAGUCCGGCUGUGGAGGCUAUAAGAUGCAGCUCCUGCACACGUUGACGGGCCAAUCAGCUCCAGUCCUCUGCUGUGCGUUCUCCUCAGACGGACAGCUGCUGGUGUCUGGCUCUGUGGACAAAACUGUUGCAAUCUAUGAUGCUAAAAAUGCAAUGUUGCUGUACACACUGAACCAGCACGAGAGGCUGGUGACGGCAUGCUGCUUCUCCCCGACCUCACCGCUCAUUGCUACGGGGUCUAUGGAUAAGACUGUAAACAUCUGGAGGCUGGAGGACGGGUGCAGUGACCGAGGCGGGAAGUCGUUGCCUGAGCUGUCUGCUUUGCCAUCAAGUGAAGGGAGAACCUCAGCGGGCCGAUCCAGGCUGCUGGUCAGCGAUUGGUCGGAGGGGGAUGUGUCAGCGUGGCUGGUGGAGGAAGGCCUCGAGGGAUUGGUGGACAGAUUCAGGGCCAACAACAUUGAUGGGACAGAGCUGCUCAGUCUCACCAAGGAAACGCUGGCGUCAGAGCUGCACAUAGAGUCAGUAGGCCUGCGCAGUAAACUCCUGAGGAAGGUGGAGGAGCUGAAGAGUGAUUCCGUGUGUUCAGGCAUUCCUGAUGAGUUCCUGUGUCCCAUCACCAGAGAGCUGAUGAGGGAACCAGUCAUUGCUGCCGAUGGAUACUCGUAUGAAAGAGAGGCCAUUGAAAGCUGGAUCAACACUAAGAACCGGUCCAGCCCCAUGACCAACCUCCCCCUCUUGACCACCCUGCUCACCCCUAAUCACACCCUGAAAAUGGCUAUCGGCCGCUGGCAGACAAGCCGCUAGCAUCUGAAAGACCUCUGACCCACAGUACCCCAAAUAUCUUCCCCACAGUAGACAGGAGUCCAAGGCAUUUCAGGAACAGGUGCAUCAGAUUCAUUGUGUUGCAUUCAAGGCAUCUACAUACUGUUAGAGUUUUUUGUUUGCAUUCAUUUAUAAAGCUAACUGUGAAGCAAAAUCAAAUCAACAGGUCUAAAUGUUCUUUGUGCUUAUUUAGUUUGAAUUUCCAUAACACCUAAAGUUAGUACAGAGCAAUAUGAGAGUCACAGGGUAGCACUGCUUCUGGCCACCUGAGGAACGCAAGGUUAAAUAAUAACAAAGCUUUAUAGAUCAUUUUAGCUGGAAACGUUGUUGUUUUCGAUCUCUCUCAACUAGUGGCGGCGCCAGAGCAUUUUUGUUGGCUAAUCUAUGGUAGGGCUAACCCAUACAGUGGUGGUGCUCAAGUCAGUAUUUGCAAUGUAAUUACAUACACGCUAUAUUGCCCCCCUUGACAGUGAAACGCCACGCGUGAGGUUUAGAUUAUU
Messenger RNA from Trematomus bernacchii (emerald rockcod), 2064 nucleotides. It is a transcript of the gene wdsub1, whose product is annotated as WD repeat, sterile alpha motif and U-box domain containing 1. The record is from RefSeq and is a predicted model, not a curated record. Gene Ontology annotation, biological process: protein ubiquitination. NCBI's taxonomy places the organism in Eukaryota, Metazoa, Chordata, Actinopteri, Perciformes, Nototheniidae. Gene Ontology annotation, molecular function: protein binding; ubiquitin-protein transferase activity. The transcript has 13 exons. The coding region runs from base 86 to 1546 and encodes 486 amino acids.